Messenger RNA from Salmo salar (Atlantic salmon), 698 nucleotides. The record is from RefSeq and is a predicted model, not a curated record. Lineage: Eukaryota; Metazoa; Chordata; Actinopteri; Salmoniformes; Salmonidae.
CUCCCCCCACUCUGCUCCCCCCACUCUGCUCCCCCCACUCUGCUCCCCCCCACUCUGCUCCCCCCACUCUGCUCCCCCCACUCAGCUCCCCCCACUCUGCUCCCCCUACUCUGCUCCCCCCUACCACACUGUCCCCUUCACAGCUUCCCCCCACUCUGCUCCCCCUACCACACUGUCCCCUUCACAGCUCCCCCCCACUCAGCUCCCCCCACUCUGCUCCCCCCACUCUGCUCCCCCACUCUGCUCCCCCCACUCUGCUCCCCCACUCUGCUCCCCCACUCUGCUCCCCCACUCUAGUCCCCCCACUCUGCUCCCCCUACCACACUGUCCCCUUCACAGCUUCCCCCCACUCUGCUCCCCCCUACCACACUGUCCCCUUCACAGCUCCCCCCACUCUGCUCCCCCACUCAGCUCCCCCCACUCUGCUCCCCCCACUCUGCUCCCCCCACUCAGCUCCCCCCCACUCUGCUCCCCCCACUCUAGUCCCCCCACUCUGCUCCCCCCUACCACACUGUCCCUUUCACAGCUCCCCCCACUCUGCUCCCCCACUCAGCUCCCCCACUCUGCUCCCCCCACUCUGCUCCCCCCACUCUAGUCCCCCCACUCUGCUCCCCCCUACCACACUGUUCCCUUCACAGCUUCCCCCCACUCUGCUCCCCCCCUACCACACUGUCCCCUUCACAGCUCCCCCACUCUAG